AGCUCCUAGGUCCCUGUCCUGUGGAAAUUUGGGGACCCUGGGCACCCUCUCUUGCUCCCAAAUUUUAAUUGGCUCCUGGAAACCUCACCCCAAAUUGGAGACAGGCACUCCUCUUGUAGAACAAAAGGCUCAGGUUCAGGGAGUGAGGGCCUGAACUGUGCCCCCACCCUCCAGGAAGGGUCCUUCACAGCCUGGCUGCAGGAUCAGUCACGUGUGGCCCUUCAUUAUGCCCUGCCAUAUAAGCCGAGGGCACGGGGUGGCCGGGAACUCUCUAGGCAAGAAUCCCGGAGGCAGAGGCCAUGCUGACCGCAGCGGUGCUGAGCUGUGCCCUGCUGCUGGCACUGCCUGCCACGCAAGGAGCCCAGAUGGGCUUGGCCCCCCUGGAGGGCAUCAGAAGGCCUGACCAGGCCCUGUUCCCAGAGCUCCCAGGCCUGGGCCUACGGGCGCCACUGAAGAAGACAACUGCAGAACAGGCAGAAGAGGAUCUGUUGCAGGAGGCUCAGGCCUUGGCAGAGGUACUAGACCCGCAGGACCGCGAGCCCCGCUCCUCACGUCGCUGCGUAAGGCUGCAUGAGUCCUGCCUGGGACAGCAGGUGCCUUGCUGUGACCCGUGUGCCACGUGCUACUGCCGCUUCUUCAAUGCCUUCUGCUACUGCCGAAAGCUGGGUACUGCCAUGAACCCCUGCAGCCGCACCUAGCUGGCCAACGUCAGGGUCGGGGCUAGGGUAGGGGCAAGGAAAUGCGAAUAAAGGAUGGGACCAAC
This is a messenger RNA of Nomascus leucogenys (northern white-cheeked gibbon), 763 nucleotides long. RefSeq names its product agouti related neuropeptide (gene AGRP). NCBI's taxonomy places the organism in Eukaryota, Metazoa, Chordata, Mammalia, Primates, Hylobatidae. The record is from RefSeq and is a predicted model, not a curated record. Gene Ontology annotation, molecular function: type 1 melanocortin receptor binding; neuropeptide hormone activity. Gene Ontology annotation, cellular component: extracellular region. Gene Ontology annotation, biological process: hormone-mediated signaling pathway; neuropeptide signaling pathway; adult feeding behavior.